UGAGAUAUGCAAUACUCGCCAGAACGCGCAGAUUAAACACCCACGAGUUGUCGUGUUUUGCUGGCACCCGAACGAGCCCCGUUGUCCGUGUUGAGUUUGUGUUAUUAUGGCUGCGUGGGGCAGGAACCCGCUGCUGGUUGCCAUUCCUCUGUGGAUGACUUUUGGGAGCGCUGCUGCUCUAGAGGAGAGCCAGAUCUGUUAUGUGCUGGAUGGCAUCCUGUUUGUGUACGGCAUCAUCCUGACAGCUCUCUACUGCAGAAUCAAGAUCUACAAUGCUAAAGAGGCCGCUGCAGAAAAGCCAAAGCAGGCUGCUGAGGAGGGCAUAUAUACAGGUCUGACUCCUCAUGUCCAGGACACUUAUGAAACAAUCGGCUUGAAGAAGUGAUCAGUGGAAAUCCGAUUUUAUUUCUCUCUUCUUUUCUUUUGUAUUUAAAUUUUGAAUAUCCUGCUCUGCUUAGAUUUUGAGCGUAUACGAGAUGAUGCACACCUUUUGUUUUUAAAAGAGAAGCGCAAACAUAUUUUACACAACUAUAAUGCUUCAGAUGUAUUUCACAUUGCAGUAAUUCUUUUAGAGUUUACAUUUCUUGUAGAUUUUCGUGCCAAAACUCGGACUACUUAACUCAGUAUCUCCUCUAAGCUGGCAGGAAAGUUUUUAUGUGUGAAUAUGAGAGUAAGUUUUAUUUUGUGACGGCGUUUGUUUCAGCACAAAUAAGGGAUAUUUUUUUAGGCUGAGAGAACAUUACUUAUCCUUUAAAAUAAAGCUUUACUGAGCAGUGUUUCCUACAAACCACAGGAUGGCAGUGACGGCGUCUUCGCUGCAGUUCUCACCUGUCCACACACAUAGAAGAUAUUAUCAAUGUAAACUUCUAACUGUAGGAAACCCAGAGGCUGUUACAUGUUACAUGUCUUAUAUGCAAAACCUACGGAAUGUUUUUUUCUUCUUGUUAAUAUGCAAAUUAAAGAGUUUUUUCUGUCUUAAAAUUAGGGCAACAAUGUCUCAUGUGAGCUACACAACCACAAAAAGAGCAAAAACAACCUUUGUAUGACAGUGGUUUGGCAUAAUUUACACAGAGUGCGUAAGGAUUUAUCGAAGUUUGUAUCACAUUAAAUCAGACUGAUCAAAACCUGUUCAGCAGAUAAAGAGAUGGUAAUGUGAUUGGGUGAGGAGGGCAAAUCAACAAAGCAGGAUGUCCUGUUGAUUUAUGAAGUGACUGUAGAUUAUCACAUAAACCAUUACAGUGUGUGUAA
This is a messenger RNA of Amphiprion ocellaris (clown anemonefish), 1248 nucleotides long. It is a transcript of the gene fcer1g, whose product is annotated as Fc epsilon receptor IgFc epsilon receptor Ig. Gene Ontology annotation, molecular function: IgE receptor activity. Gene Ontology annotation, biological process: cell surface receptor signaling pathway. The record is from RefSeq and is a predicted model, not a curated record. Lineage: Eukaryota; Metazoa; Chordata; Actinopteri; Pomacentridae. Gene Ontology annotation, cellular component: Fc-epsilon receptor I complex. Bases 107 to 385 code for a protein of 92 amino acids. The transcript is spliced from 5 exons.